CAAAGUGUUAGUUGGAAGCUUAGCUAGAUAUCAUGUGUUAGGAACGUGUGUUUCUGUUGGAAUCCCUGCCUCACCUCAUCUGGACAUGAAGCAGAUAUUUGCACUACUGUCAGUACUGUGGACCAUCGUCUCCUGCUCUUCCUGUGGGAAUUUCAGCUGUACAUCUGGACAAUGUGUUCCUGGUUGUGAUCUUGGGAUGAACUCCAAAUAUGACUUGGAUAAGAGGUUUUCUGGCUCAUGCAACUUUGAGAAUAACUCUUGUGGUUGGAAAAACGCCAGUGAGUCAUCCUAUAGCUGGAGACGACAGAUGGCCAACAUUACUUCUAUACCAGGACAGGACCACACCAUAGGGAGCCCCUGGGGAUAUAUAAUGCAUGUAGAUGGGAAGGAAGAUGGUUUCUUCAGAGAAGCCAAUUUGGAGUAUCCUGUGAACCAACUGGCUGCUAUAGGAUGCCAAAUCAGAUUUUGGUACCACAUCUUUGAAAACAGUUCAUCAUUAGUAUCAUCUUACCUUAAAGUAAUAAUGAUCAGAGGCACAGUGGAGACUGAGUUGCUAAAGAUUUCCAAAAGUAAGACAAAUGGUUGGGAGAAUGCAACUGCCUUCAUUGGUAAUCAACCACCUGGCUACAAGCUGCUAUUGUCAUACAAUCCUUCAUUUCUGGAAUCCAAAGAUGUUAUGCUGGAUGAUAUCACCUUUGAGAACUGUGCAGAGGGAGACAUCCCAGAGGGAUCAGACCAACUGUCAUGUGAUUUUGAAAAGGAUACCUGCUCUUGGUUCCACGACUACACAGCUAGUCUUCUGUGGAAGAGAAGCAAUGGGGUGUAUACAGACAUCACUGGAAAUGGCUAUUUCAUGCUUAUUACAGCUAGCAACCACCUGAAUACGUCUUCAUCAGCCAGACUCAUCAGCUUCCCUCAAACUGCAGUUCAAACUAUCUGUGUCAGCUUCCAUUACUACAUAUUUGGGAACAGUAUUGGAUCCUUGAAGUUUAUUACUAAGCACUCUGGGGAACCAGAAACAGUAAUCUGGAUGCGAAGUGGCACUCAGGGAAACAAAUGGUGGUUUGCAGAUCUUACUUUCAACAGUGACAGACCAAUACAGUUCAUUAUAGAAGCUGUGGUAGGAGGAAAACAGGGCAGCAUUGCCAUCGAUGACAUUAAGGUGUUCCCUAGCCUGAAUGGCUUAUGCCCACCUGAGAGGGAGUGCACUUUCCAGGGUUCUCUUUGUGGGAUGCAGCCCCAACCCUCUGCAGACUUCAGCUGGAACCGGAUCACUGGCAUGUCCCAGCCGGCAAACUCUUCAGGUCCCACCAAAGAUCACACCCUGGGAACAGAGCAAGGUUAUUACCUGAGUGCAGGGUUAUGGAAUCAUCCUGCUGGGUCCAAAGGUGCUAUGACAGCUGCGAUGGAGCCCACACCUCUUAAUGGAGAGUGUCUAAUGUUCUUUUACUACAUGGAAGGAACAGGAAUUGGUGAGCUCAAUGUUUACCUUCAAACUACUGACAGCCAGGAAAAUGCCACCAAGCUGUGGACAAGACUUGGAGAUCAGGGAUCACACUGGCGACAUGGGAGGGUAACGCUUUACAGCCCACAAAGCAGUUAUCAGAUAAUUUUUGAAGCGAUAGUUGGAGAUGAAACAAUGAGGGAUAUCGCCAUUGAUGACCUUACCAUCAUGAAUGGCGCCUGUCCCCCAUCAGGCUUUUGUGAUUUUGAGAUGGACCUCUGCGGCUGGGUCAACAGUCCCCAACCAGAGUCUGGAGUGGAGUGGGACUGGCUCUCGGGCAAAAGUGAGGGUCUGUUUGUUCCCAGACAGGACCACUCAACAAAUUCUGCUUUGGGUCACUUUGCAUAUUUAUGGCCCUUUGAGUCGGAAAGAGAAGAAAUCGCCCAAUUGGAGAGUGAGUCUAUGGAAGCAGUAGAAAGUGGUUGCAUAGAGAUCUGGCACUAUACCCAGGGGUGGAUAAGUUAUAACCCAUCAGACAUUACACUAACAGUAUUCAUACGUGAAGCUGGUCAACUCCGUCCUCUGUUCAGUACUAAUGGUUUCAUGAAUCAUACAUGGAUUCAAGACAGAGUGGAUUACAAUUCAACCAGUCUUCACCAGAUUAUCUUACAAGCUCGAUGUCCACCUGGGAAGGAAGCCAGUUUAGCGCUAGAUGAUAUUAACAUCAUUCCUGGCAAAUCUUGCAAUGAACUCAUCCCCACAACAACUAUGCCUCCCACAACAACUACUAGGGCUCCACCCUCUAACAUGGACUGUGCCUUUGAAGAAGGUUUUUGUAACUGGGUCCAGGAGGACACGGAUGAUAUUGAUUGGACUCUUAGGAGAGGACUUGAACUGGAGGCUCUAUGGGAUGGACCUCCGUACGAUCACACUGUUAACAAUGAGCAAGGUUUCUUUUUACUGCUGAAUGGAUCUGGAUCAAAGGAUGGCGAGAGGGCUGUCGUCUCCGUCUCUGUCACUAAUCAAGGGUUGCAAAGUUGUGUUGAAUUUUGGUAUUAUAUGCUAGGACCAUCAGUAUCCACACUGAAUCUCCUGCUUCAAACAAAUUCUUCUGAAUUGUUGAUCUGGACUCGUCAAAGUACCCAAAGUCCAGAGUGGAUAAAAGCUCAAGUAGACGUAAGCUUGAUCAACACACUUAAGAUAGUGUUCAGUGGACAAAGGAAUGUCCGCAGUAAAGGAUUCAUUGCACUUGACGACAUUACAGUUAGAGAGGGAAGCUGCAGUAAUAAGGAUAAAUGUGGAUUUGAUUCAGAUUGGUGUGGAUUUCAAAACGAUGUCAGUUACAGAGGUCACUGGAAGCGCACAAUGGGAACAAAGCAUCAUGUGGAUCACACCUAUGGCUCUGAAAAGGGCUUCUACAUGUCUGCGAUGAAUCCAAAUACUACAGAGUUAGAGACAGCUUUGCUGCUCUCACCAGAGCUCAAUUCUGCAACAGAGAUGUGCCUACGCUUUUGGUACAUGUUGCCUGCAGAGGCAUCCAACCAUCUUUCCGUGCAUGUACUAAGAAGUGGGGACCUUGGCGAUGCUCUUUGGCACCGAUCUGGAUUCCCUUCUAAAAACUGGGAGGUGGCCGAAGUUACAGUGUCCUCUCCUGCACUUUUCAAUGUAGUAUUUCAGGCUGUCCACGAACCUGGCAUGAACGAUACAGUAAAAAUAGAUGAUUUCUCUAUGAGGGAUGGGGCUUGUGCUCCAGCUGCCAGCUGUGACUUUGAGUCUGGACAAUGCACUUGGGUCAAUGUGCAGAAAGAAGACGGACAUGAGUGGGUCAUGUCCCAGGGAGGAUCCCAUGGACCACCGCAGGACCAUACCACUCAAACCUCAGAUGGUUGGUUUUUGUUGAGCUCAGCACUGCACAGCAGCCAGCCGAGUGUUGCACAGAUUGUCUCUGAAUGGAUCCAACUGGAUAACACCCUGUUUUGUCUCACUUUCUGGUACCAUAUGGGCAGCAGUUAUUCUGGCACACUACAGUUGUUUGCACGUUCAGACCCAGCGGAGGAGACUCUGAUAUUUCACGUAAACAAUAGUGUCAACAGCUGGACCAGAUUCUCUCACCAAGUGGACAUGUCCAAACCUUUUCAGCUUUUAAUUGAGGCAGAAAGCAACAACAAUGGAUUUAUUGCCAUUGAUGACAUCAGUCUCAUGCAAGGCCUUUGUCUAGAAAAUUACACAAGAGGAUUUGUGGGCUGUACAUUUGAAAAUGGCACCUGUGGCUGGGAUGAUAUCAGUGUUGGUCAGGCUCAGUGGGUAAGAAGAAGGAAUGGAACAGAGAACAGUGGACCCUCUGUGGACAACACACUAGGCACUGAGCUGGGUUGGUACAUGGGGCUGGAGGCUGAUCGCGGGGAAGAAAUUAGCCCUGCCACUCUGCAAAGUCUUGAAAUGAAACAGGCCAGCUCCACCUGUACACUACACUUUUACUACAACAUUUAUGGAACUGACUCAGAGCUUAACGUGCUCAUAAAAGAUGGUUCUAGGAUCACCAAUUUGUGGUGGCUAGCUGGAAACAAGGGAAAUCUGUGGCAGCAUGGCAAGGUCAUGAUUGGCCGGAUCCCCCAGGAUUUUGCCCUCCUGUUUGAAGCUUCCAGAAACUUUAAUGAACCAGGAUAUGUUGCAAUUGAUGAUGUUGACUUCACUAAUUGCUCCCUUCCUGAGCCCCAGUUGUGGUGUUCUGAGAGUACAUUCACAUGCAACAACAGUGUAUGUGUUGACCUUAACCAUGUAUGUGACUUCAGUGAUGACUGUGGAGACUGGUCUGACGAGAUUCACUGUGAAAAUCAAGGUGUGAUGGAGCGUUGUAACUUUGAACAUGGCCUUUGUUCCUGGGCUACCAGUGAUGUAGACACACCAGGAGGUGAAUGGACACGCCACAAAGGUGAAGACGUUUGGCCCAACCAUGGCCCCCCAAGAGAUCACACCCUAAACUUUGCCACUGGUCACUAUGUUGUACCAGGAAGUCAUAUCACUGAGAAGGGUCAAUUAUCUGAAAUUAUUUCAAAGACACUGUUACCAAGCUUUAACUGCACUGUGAGAUUCUUCUACUUCAGCUUGAAUGAUGGUUCUGCUCAACUAACGGCCCAGUCCAGAACACUGAUGUCUGGUAUUAAUGACAAAAUGCUGUGGAUCAGGGAAAGUUUUAACAGUUACAGCUGGAAAAGGGAAGAGAUCACUUUCUCCUCCUCAGUCAUUAGCAAGGUUGCUUUCAGGUAUGAACUCGGGGCAAGUCAAAGAGGGCUUGUUGCACUUGAUGACAUUUCUUUUUCCAAGGAAUGCAUUUUUGACCCUGAAAACAGCAAACUACCUGAAACAUUGCCCACCUCUUCCCCGCAUACAUCCCUCAAUACAGCAACGACCACUGCUGUGAAGCCAUGUCAGGAUAAUGAGUUUUUUUGCAGGCUGUCUGCUGGAAAAGUUUGUAUUCCAGCCACACAGCAGUGUGAUUAUCAUCUAAACUGCCCUGAAGGAGAAGAUGAGGAUGGCUGUGGCCCAUGCACAUUUGAGACUGAUCAGUGUCUGUGGAGUGAUAUCAGUGACGGACCAGCUAAAUGGCAGAGACAAAAGGGUGCUAGCACUGAGUCCCCUGAAUCUCACACUACCCAAACUGGCUCUUACAUGACAGUAAAUCUCAGUUUAGGCUCCACUCAAACAGAAGCAAAACUCCUCAGCCCCCAACUCCCACCUUCAUCCCCCUACUGUCAACUUCUGUUUCACUUCACCAUCAGCAUGGGGAGCACUGGGUCACUUAGAGUGCUUAUGCAGCAAGCUGAGGGUGGUGAAGCAAUCCUGUGGUCACGCAGUCACAACACUGUCUCCCACUGGACCUCAGCACAUAUGCCUAUAGGGCUGUUUCAGCAGCCAUACAAGAUUAGGUUCAGUAGCAUAACUAAAGAAUCAGGGCACAUUAGUUCUACUCAAGACCAUGUUGUUGGAGUGGAUGACAUCUCUUUUAUGAACUGUGAGGCAGCGUAUAAGCCACCAGCCCUGUCUUCCUAUAGUUGUACUUUUGAGGAUGGCUUUUGUGUUUGGGUCCAGGGAGCUGAAGAUGAGUUAGACUGGUUCAGUUGGUCAGGUCCCACUGAAACCCCCAACACUGGCCCUGCAGGAGACCACACCACUGGAACAGGGAAGUACCUUUAUAUCGAGAGCUCCCAUCCAAGUGGAAAAGGAAACACAGCCCAGCUAAUGUCUCUACUGCUGCCACCAGCUGGUCAACAAGGAUACUGUUUCACAUUUUGGUACUACAUGUUCGGCGCUACAGUCGGUUCAUUGAGGCUGUUUCUGAAAACAGUUGAUUCAUUGGACAAAACACUGGUGUGGCAACAAUCAGGAAACAAAGGGGAUGAGUGGUUGCUGGCUCAUAGCCAUGUGACCCUGCAAAGAGUACACCAAGUGAUUCUUGAGGCGACUGUGGGGGGAGAGGCUGGGGACAUAGCCAUCGAUGACAUCUCAUUUAUCCAUGGGCCAUGUCCUGACUCUGAUGUGUGUGAUUUUGAAGAGGGCAGCUGUAACUGGAAGCAGGCAACAUCAGAUGACUUUGACUGGAUCAGGCACUCGGGUAGCACAGCUAACCCAAACACAGGACCAGACAGCGAUCACACCACCAACACGCCAUCGGGUCAUUACUACUUCCUGCCAUCUUCCAUAGAUGAACAAGCCGGCCAAAAAGCUAUAAUGUAUUCACCUCUAUACCCUGAAAGUAAAGGAUUUUGUGUGCAGUUCUGGUACCACAUGUACGGGAAGGGAAUGGGCACACUGAAUGUUUACCAACAAAGUGAAGAUGGUGAAGAGGUUUUAAUUUUCUCCCAGUCAGGAGACCAGGGCAUGUUCUGGAGGUUUGCUCAGGGUUCGCUCCUGCCCUGGGUUAAGCCAUACAGAAUUGUGGUGGAAGGUGUGAAAGCCGGCCCGACCAUCGAGGGAGAUAUGGCCUUUGACGACAUAAAACUCACAAAUGCAGAAUGCAUGAAUCAUAGUUUCUGUGACUUUGAGAGCUCCUUCUGCCACUGGAGCAAUGUGGGUGGGGGAGUUGACCAGGGAGAUUGGCUCCUUGGAACGGGAGACUCCCCAAACCCCAAUACUGGACCAACUGUUGACCACACUACCAACUCUUCAUACGGUCACUACAUAUAUGUUGACAGCUCAGUGGGUGAGUGGGGAGACAUGUCGUACCUUGUCAGUGGUGUGGUCCUGCCAUCCUCAAAAGAUCACUGCAUUAAAUUUUGGUACCACAUGUAUGGCAGCCAUGUUGGGACCCUUAGCAUCUACAUCAGUGACAGGAAAAGUCUUGCUGAAGGUAACGGGUUAGAAUAUCUGAAGUGGACUAAAACGGGAAACAAGGGAGACCAGUGGCUGGAGGACAGUGUUACUGUUCAACAUGAACAUGAUUUCUGGCUAGUGUUUGUGUACCAGAGAGGAAUGAGUACAGGUGGAGAUGUUGCUCUUGACGAUAUCACCAUCCUUCCCUCAAGCUGUGUGCAUCCCAUCUCUCCUCCCUCAGAUGAUACAAAUAUGCUGUCUGUUGGCCUUGCAGUUGGUCUGACUUUGCUGAUUGGAAUCAUCAUCUCCAUUUUCCUUUUUAUACUAAAACGAAAACAGAAUUCAGUGAACCAGUCAUCAAUAAUCAAUAAUGAAGUAACUAAUGAAAACUCUGUGUUCGACCAGUGUGACAACACACAACAUGAUACAGAGCAGGAAGCUGCACUUGACUUCUCCUUCUUCAACAAACUUUAUGAUCCAUCAACACACACUCCUGAAGCUUCCUCUGAGGCUUAGCCUGUGUUUUAUUUAGUAAAAUAUAUAAAAACAUCACGUUUGUAUUAA
Molecule: messenger RNA, 7318 nt
Organism: Cyprinodon tularosa
Lineage: Eukaryota; Metazoa; Chordata; Actinopteri; Cyprinodontiformes; Cyprinodontidae
Product: MAM and LDL-receptor class A domain-containing protein 1
Exons: 51
Coding region: 86-7270 (2394 amino acids)
Cellular component (GO): membrane
Molecular function (GO): protein binding
Source: RefSeq, a predicted model, not a curated record